CAUGUAAAGUUGUAUCGUGAACGGAUGUUUAAAUUGUUUCGGACUUUUUCGUGCGGUUAAAAACAGGACACAUAUUUUCCUUUGACAAAAACUAAAAAGAAACUACCUUGUGCCAUUUUAAGUUUCAUUUAUAUUAAAUAAUUCUUAAGUUGGAUAACAAAAGUGACAAAAUUACAAACAAAACAUCUUGGUUUUGAAGCAGAAAAUUAGAAAAAUUAUUCAAAAGCAAAUAAAGCAAUAAAUCUGGGUCAUUUUAAGGAUGUUGGUUAUAUUUAAAUACAAAUACCACUUAAGAGGAAACUAUGCCAAUGAGAAACCUAUUUCAGAUUUUAAUUUAUAAAUUUAAAAAAAAUACGAAUAGAUAUUAAAAUAAUCUUCCAGUGCUUGUGUUGAGUUAUUAAAAUUAUUUGUUUCCUACCAAACAUUUCAAACAAACAAACGAAAAUGAGAAAAAAAUAGUACGUAUACGCCCCACCAUUCGCAAAUAAUAAAAUAUUUUCACAAAUAAAAAAUGUUUUUUUUUCUGAAUUCAUUAAACACAACAAAAAUUACCAAAUAGCAAAAAAAGGCGCGCAUUUGUUUUUUAAACAAUACUUCCUGUAGCUAAGGAAAAUACUAGUUUUGUUUGUAUUUUAUCAUUUGGAAUUGAUUUUCCUCCUGCGUGCGUUUUGGUUUAGAAUUUUGAACGAAUCCUUUUUUUACGGAAAAAAAUACAACUCUUGGUAUUGCGUGUGAGUUGAGUUAAUUCUUAUCCAACAACCGACAGAGUUGGGUUGACAUGUGAUUGUGUUUGUUUGGAUUUCUGUGUGUGUGUAUAUUUUCCUUUUUGUAAACGUUUCAAAUAAAUUAAAAUCCCUUAAAGUGUUCCUGUUUUGCAAAAUUGAUCGCAUAGUAUUUUUGAGUCUUUUUUACCUUUUGUUUAACUUCGAACAUGUAAACAUUAAAACAAAUUCCAUUAUUGAAAACUUCCUUGAGUCGCGAGUCAUGGCGAAGGUAGCUAAGGUUUGACUUUUAGCUGAGACACCCCCUUGUUAGACGUAUUCCACUUGUUACCCUUGAAACGAAAAAGACUUUUUGUGUGUAUAAGUGAAUUUCAAUUGAAUUGAGUUAUGUGAUGCAAUCGUGUUUUUUUUUUGUAAAAAAGUUGAUAGAUAUAUAAAAUGCAGGUAUAGAAUAGAAGAAUUGAGUGUUUAUUUUUCUUUUAAACUUCUAACCAAGUCCUGGGGUUGAUUCCUCAUUCGAAAGAAAAAGUUCAAUUAUAUAAAACAACCAAGGCUAUUCGUGUGUACCUAUGUAUAUACUCGUAUACCUAUGUGUAUUCUAUAUAUUUGCAUUGAAAAACUGAAGUCAUUUUCAUGUUGCUCAUGGUCUCGAGAAGUAUCUUUGACUUUUAAUUAAAGAAAAUACCAACUUUAAAGUAUUGUAUACUAUAUGCGCGCGCUCAUAUAGGAUAAAUAAGUUUAAAGAUUUUUUGGAAAUAAUAUUCAUGAAGUUUCACGGCGCGCGAUGCAAGACGUAUAAUUUAAUUGAAUGAUAAAUUUGGUUUAAAAUUUUUGGCCAUUAUGGACUUUGAUUGAAUAACAAUGUAAAAGUUUUCUUAUAUAUAACGAACGAGCCAUUCAAUCAGAAUUAAGGCACACAUUGAGAAAUCUUUCACCAACAUGGAAAACUAUCAUCACCAUUUUACAAACGAAAAUCGAACAGGAAAUUCCCAACAAGCCAAGAAUAAUAACAAAUUAAACAUCCAACCAAAAGCGAACAGUUUCCGAAACUCUAACCAAAAUUUAAUUGAAUGAAUUGUCCUUCAAGUAAUGACAUCCUUUGAGCUGUUGAAUGGACGCCAAAAACGAAUCAACAUCAGCCACGGUCUGCAUCGUUGUCGUUGUCGCUGUCGCUGUCGUCCCAUCUACGUUCCUUUCGUUGUCAUCGUCAAUGUCGGUUGCUUGAGGGCGGAAAUUUGAUUCUGUCAAUAACUGCUACCAAGAAGGGCUCAUGUUGACGCCAUGCCAGUGAGAUUUUACUCCUUCACUCAACAUAUAUACUCGUAUACACAAAGCACAGACCAUCAUUCAGGUCCUUGAACAUGAAGAGCGUUCGAAGCGAAUUUCGAUUAAGAAAAGAUUAAAGGAUAUCCUCUGCAUACACGAAAAAGCUUAAAGGGAGGUUUAAUAUUUGAAGCGUCGUCGUCGUCGUCGUCCUCGUCGUCGUUCGGUCGUCUUCUUGACGUAAUUCAAAGAUAUGGUAGUUUUAUAUUUUGAUAAAUUAUUUCCGUGAGAAUACCAAUUGACCACAAUCAAUAAAAACGAUACCCACCACACAAGUGUCAAGUGGCGAAAUAUUGUCACUUGAGAUUCAGGAACAGACAACAUAUCAAACCGAAAUACACUCGAGAUUAUUCGUCUCGGAAAUCGUCAUCUACCAUCUUGAAGCUAAUGGAUGCAUCCCAAACUAGAACAACUCAAGAUCCACAUCAGCAGAUAAAAAAUCGCUUAUAACUGAUGAUCGCAAAACGACGCAGCGACGAGCCGACGACGCUGAGGGAUUGUUCGGUGAAGAUACCUCUGGAUAUUCUAUGGUUGCCCAAAUCGGCGAUGAGGCCGGUAGGGCCAGAAACAUCACACACCGACUGCAUCCUCGUAGUUGGCGUAUCCCGUCCUAAAUUAGCUGCUGUUUUCCUCACAGUCAUGCUACUUUCCUUAUUUUUAACAUUUCAUGUUCUUUACGACAGUGCCGUUUAUAACAUUCAAGCAGCGCAAGCAGUCUCCGAACGCCGCAGAUUUACAAUACUAGCACACAGAAUGCCGGAGUUCAUAAAGCCUGGUGAAAUGAGCCCAAUUAAUCAUCCGAUGGUGUUUCCUAAUCGUGUACAUUUUCCGAAGACAAGUAGACGAUUACCACAGGCUCUUAUUAUUGGAAUUCGAAAAUGUGGGACACGUGCUCUUUUGGAAAUGUUGUAUUUGCACCCAAGGAUUCAAAAGGCUGGUGGAGAGGUUCAUUUCUUUGAUCGUGACGAAAACUAUAUGAGAGGACUGGAAUGGUAUCGAAAGAAGAUGCCACAUUCGUUUCGUGGACAAAUCACAAUAGAGAAGAGUCCGAGUUAUUUUGUUUCACCAGAGGUUCCGGAACGUGUUAGAGCAAUGAACGCCAGCAUAAAACUCCUUCUCAUUGUACGUGAGCCGGUAACGCGGGCCAUAUCCGAUUAUACACAAUUACGAAGCCAUGCUGCAACAGCUACAUUGCCUUUUGCAGCAGAUGGACCCCCACCACCCUCACAAACAGAUAAGCCCCAUUCGUCAUCCUACUUUUCCUCUUCAUCUUCCUAUUCGUCCGCGAUGCACAAUAAUAGAUUGCCAUCGUCCUCAUCGCAAUUAUAUGACAGUUAUACUGCAAAUCGACCGAAUGCUAUAGGAAGUGAUACAACUACGACGACGCCAUCGUCAACAGGAAAUGGAGCCUCCUUUAUACCAAAGUCAUUUGAGGAGCUGGCUAUAUUUCCAAAUGGCACGGUUAACGAAUCCUAUCGUCCACUAACCAUUUCAAUGUAUCAUCUUCAUUUGCAUCGAUGGCUUGAAGUCUUCCCUCGUGAACAAUUACUUGUUGUCAAUGGUGAUCAAUUGAUCGAAGAUCCAGUUUCGCAACUCAAACGGAUUGAGUCGUUCUUAGGUGUUGAACAUCGUGUCACGAGCAAUCAUUUUUAUUUCAACGAAACCAAAGGAUUUUACUGCCUACGAUAUGACAGCGGAGAUCGAUGUUUAAGAGAGACAAAAGGACGAAAGCAUCCACACGUCGACCCGCUGGUUGUGUCGAAAUUGCGCAAAUUUUUUGCGGAACACAAUCAGAGAUUUUACGAACUAGUUGGUGAGGAUUUGGGCUGGCCAGAGGAGUAAAAGAACAAAACCAUUUUAAAAAAUAGAAAAAAACGCUGCACAAUAUUACACGUUACAAAAUAUAAACAAAAAUAGAACAAAAGAACUGAUGGUAAAACUGGGGAUGUUGAUUUUUGUUUCUUAAAAAUUGUAUGUAUAUUAUUUCUUACUUUUAACGCAGUUACUUUUUUAUGUAUAUCUAUGUGGGUCGUAAAUGAUAAUUAAUUACAUAAUAUAUUUUUUUAUAUUCGUAUAUAGUAUAUUGAAUAUACACAUGUACAAUAUUAGUUAAAUUUGUUAUAUAAAAGUGAAUGACAAUUGGCUGCGUGUGAUUGACGGUGAAUGUGUAAAUUGUGUGUUUUACUUUGUAAAUUGUGUAUGAAAUUAUAUCAAUGAUAAAAUCAUUCGGGAUGCGCGAAAAUAUCCAUUCAAACAUUUUGUUUUUAUUUUAAAUUCCAAAAUAAAAGCCAAAGUCAUCUGCCCAAUUAGUAGGUGAUGAGGUGUAAAAUUUCGUACCAACAUCCUUUGCAUUAGACGAUAUUAAAAUUGAAAAAAAAAACAUACAUUCAUAUCAGUGAUUGGAAAGGGUUUUCUUUAAAUUUUAAGGUAUAAAUUGCUUAUACCUUAAAUUAAGUUUUUUAUUUUAAUAAGAUUAGUUUUUUUUUAAUUAUUUGAUAACACACAGAUAUUUAAAGAUGAUUCAAAAAAUAUGUUUAAUUUUAUUUUAUUUUAGUAAUUACUUCCUAUAUUAACAAUAAAUAUCCGUCCAAGCAAGUGCAGUGAAUUAGCUGUAGUUCGAGAAGAGUUUUUUAUAAUGUCAAACAUUUGUUUUUAUCGUAAUUAGCAAGAGUUUAAUUUUUUGACUUUCCAUGUCGUUGUUUCCAUCUAUAGGCUUUAAAACUAAACAAAAAUAGCUCACAUCUUACUCCUAAUCCGUAUAUCAAGCUGCUGUUUAUCCUUUAGUUUUCAAAACUGGUCUAGUUAUCUUUUUGUACUAAGAACAACAUUACUUUGUUUAUGUAUGCAUAUGCAUAUUGUGAAAAAUUGAUCUUUUUCAAAAACUAGCUCCUAAUAAACAUCGACCAUGUUAUUUAAAAAUUCCUGCAAAAUCAAUAGUUUUAAUAUACCUUUAAACCAAAAACCGUUUAAAUAUCUAUCCUUAAACUAUGUAUAUGUAUCUACGAACAUACCUACAACUAUAACUUGUUUUACAAAGAGCAUAUAAAGUCAAAGUAACCAUAACCAUAAACAACCCUUUAAAACCAAACCAAAUUUCAUAAAAUUUAAAAGCACAUAGAACCCUUUUACCAAAUAGUACUGCCUUAACUUCUUUUCCAUUAGACUUCCGUCGAAAUGAUUAAGUUUAUUGUGCUUGUAUACUUUAGUCUCAGGUGGUGUUAGGAAAACGAAAGGAAUCAGAAAUAUUUAUGAAUACCGUAGAGUGUAUCGUGUAAUAAAACUGCUUUUCAAAUUAUUCUGAGCAUUAAAAUAUUCUUUUUUUUGGUUAAAGGAAGUAUCGUUAAAUACAUUCGGACGGUCGGUUUAAAGUGGUGUUCUCUUUUGUAGUCUUAUAAUUCUAUAACGCGUUAGAAAGGCUUUAUUUGAGGGGUCUAUAAAAAUGAAUAAAAUGGGCUAUAUAAUUAUUUGAAUAAAUGUAAAAAGAAAAUUAGGAAAUAUUAGCAUGAAUUUUGUCUUGAAUCAAACAAUUUGAUUUGAGAGUAAGGAAUUUUUGUAUGGUAUCAUAAACACUAGAGAAUUUGAAUUGAUUCUUUAUAACUAAUAACUUAAUAGAUGGAUAUAAAUUUAUAACUUUUUUUUAAUAGUUGACGGUAUUACCUUAACUCAAUUGCAAACAAUGAUUGUGAUAGCAUACAUAAACUUAAGAAGAUUAUAAGAACAUUACUGAACUACAAUCAAGGUUUCUUUGAGGAAAACUUCUAAGUCUGCAAUCACAAAUAACUAAAUAGGAUAUUUGCAUUUAAAAGCUUCUUUUCCAACAGUCGUAUUUGUCAACACAUUUAUAUUCUUUGUUAAAUCUCAACUUUGAGAGGAAUAAUGAAAAACAUUUGCUCCUUAGCCGUCAAUGAGUUAUUGGAGUGAUAAUGUCACUCUAACCAAAAAUAUAAAAUUACAUAAUUAACUUAUUCUACCCCUGAACUUUAUUGUUAAGGUGCUAAUCACUGCAUUUGGAAUUUUCUUAUUUAUUUUAUAUAAAACUUUACAUUCACUGAUAGGAAAUAGUGUUCAUUUAAACCCAUUUGAUACAUUUAAACCAAAAACGAAUUCGUAAGAAAAGCAAUACAAUAUUUACAAAAUAUUUUUAUCCAUUAAAUAAAUUUAAUACGUUUACGCAUAGAAUUUAAGUUUAAAAUAAAAUUGGAACUGUUUGGUGAGAAUGAAUGAAAAUUUUAUUAGUUUUUAGUAAAACUAUAAAUUAAUUAAGUAUGUAAGAAAACUAAAUGUGAUUUUUUUAGUAUUUUAGGAAACAAAACAAAAAGUAAAUAUUAAAUAUCAGCUGAUAAACUAAGACUUAGAAUAAUGAAAACAAAAAUCGUUACAUAUCAAUGUACACACACAAAAAAUGGGUGACAUAUCAAGUCAUUUUGGCGAUAGAUUUAAAAUAUUAUAAAUAGUAAUUGAUACAUAUCAUGAGUAAACAAAACAUAUCAAACUUUAGACUUACAUUAUAUACAUUAAAAUAAGAAAAAAAAAAACAUUAAAAUAAAACGUACUAUUUACAAUUCUAGUAAUUAGAUGUUAUGAAACAUGUUUGAAAUUAUUAAUUUCAAGUUCUUACUUAAGUAUUUACAAAAGAAAAAUUAUCAAAUCUUAGUUAAUUCUUAAUUAUUAUGUAUUUAAAUGAAUUCAUCGUUGUUGCACAAAAACUAUUUACAUAUUGCACAAGCUUAUGUUUUCAAUUUGUUUUUUUUUGUCAUUAAAGCUAAAAUGUUAUUAAGAAAAUUAAAAUAUUUAACUGUUCAAUAUAUUACUUGUCCUAUUACAAUCUGUUUCGAUUGAUUUAAUAAAUAUUUUAACGAUUGUUAUACAACUUUAAAAUUUAGUAAUACUUUUUAAAUUUGUCAUCUUAAUGUGGAGAAUUUUUUAAUUUACAUAUAAAAUAAUAAUUGUGAUUUCUUAAGUAACACUAUAUAUAGAUAAAAUAGCAUUUUAAUGUCUAAAAAUUGUAAUAAUAUAAUUUUUUUCUUUUUUUUAAAUAAAUUUAACAAGGUGUUUUUUUAUAAAUUAAACAUAUCGUUAUAAGUUAUAUAAAGUUGUUAACCUAUACUUAACACAUUUUGUUUUAAAUUUAUAAUUUUAAAAUUGUUUAUAUAAACCUUAUGUUUUUCAUUUGUUGAUCUUAUUUUGGAAAACUAGAAGCUAUUUUAUAAAUUAUAGUUAAAAUAUACAUGUAUCCACGUUUAUAUUAAUAAUUUGUUCUUAACUAGAAAUUAUAUCGAAAUCAAUAAUUAUUUUGUUGAUAUCAAAACUAAAAAGAAGUUCUAUGGUUUUGUUCUAAUGACUUUUAAUUAGCUUUGUUUCUGUCGAUUUAUUAUCUCUUAAUUUUGUGUAUUCCUUUGAUUCUAUGUUCAUUUUUGAUCAAAUUUUUUCCGAGAAGACUUUAUGGGCAAGAAAUAGAUAGAAAAGUGAAAUUCAAUUUUAAAUCUAGAUUUCCGUCUUCUUUCUUUAUAUAUGUACAUAUUAUUUAUUUACACAAUUGGUAUUUUUAAUUUUGCUAUGUUUCUGUAUUUCUGCAUAUAUUUUAUUUAAUUAUUUGAAUUCAAGUGAUUCAGAAAAAUUGUUAAAAGGCCGUUAUUAAUUCAAAGCAUUACAAAAAUGUAUAGACAAAUUUGUUUGGCCUAAAACCCACGAGGGGUUUUUAUAGGUAUGUAUACCAAUACCCAUUCUAGUUCCUAUAGAACCAGUUAGCAAAAAAAUUAAAUCAAGUUAAUAAUAUAUUUAUAUCAAAAAUUUGUUUAAUGCUUUGUUUUUUGUUUUUGUUUAAUAUUGUGUUAAAUGAAAUUAUUAGUAUUAAAUGCUUUAAUUUAUAAAAAAAAAUUAUACAAAUAUUAUUAAUAAAAUGUACCUAUCCCUUGUUUGUUAUAUCCAAGCUUAAUGAUGUUAAUCUUUAAAUGAAAUAAACAUUAAAAUAAAGAAAUUUUGUUUGAAAAUGAAUUCAUUUUUUAAGUAAUUUGUUGAACUACGCAUUAUUUUGUAAACUUGUUUCAUAUUGAACUUUUAAAGUCUUAAAUUUAUGUUUGACUAAAAAAAUAAUAUUCAAACAUAUCAUUAAUGCAAUUCUAAAUUAACUAAACGAUUAUAAGUAAUAACAUACAAAUUGGUAUCAGUUGCAUAUUUUCUAAGCCUCUCUAUUCCAUAAUUGAUUUUCAGAUUACUUGUUCCGACAACACUCAAUUAACAAUCUUUGCUAAAAAAUUUCAUACAGCAUUUGUUUUAUUUAAAUUCCCAUGAGCAACGGGUCAAACAAUAAGUAUUGCUAUAUUAAAAUAAAAGUUAUCUCAUUUAGCAAUUUAUAAGUUUGCAGAAGCUUAAAAUGUGUAGUUCCAAUGAAAACCAAAAUUAUAGCAAUACAGAAAGUAUAUUCGAACAUAUUUUCGUACCAAAACACCACACAAAAUGUUAAAUUUCUAAAAUAUAUACAUUAAAAUAAAAACAUCAUACAUAUCAAUAAAACACUAAAUCAACUUAAGCAGUUAGUAAACCAGAAAUAAACAACGAAAUUAUUUUUUACAAAUGUAUAUUUUAUAUUAAAAAAAAAACCGUAAAAAGUAUCAUAAUUAUGUAUUUAUAUCAUAAAAUAAAAAUAUUAUUACAUUUUUAUAAUACAUACUUAUAAACAAAAUAAAAAAUGAACAUUCCACUUUCUUAAGUUUAAUGCAUGCAUAUUACAUACAUUUGCAAGAAAAAAUAUAUACAUAUAUUUAGACCACUCUGUCAAAAUUAAAACUUCAAAAAGUUAAAUUUAUUGAAAAUAUUAGUAACGCAAAAAUAACUUCAUAUAUUGUAAAAAAAAUAUAACAAACCUAUUCACAGUAACCAAACUAAAAAUAACUUUCGAAUUUAUUUUUAAGACAAAUUUUACCACUAUUAUGCAAAUUGUAUUCGGAUAUUAAAAUAAAUAUUACUCAUCUUUCAACUGUAUACUAACUUUAUUUAUUUUAUUCUUAAAGUAAAAAUUCUCUAUCGCAUAUUGCCACCACUUUAUACAUCUUCAUACAGAAUUUAGAAUACAAAUUAAAAUAAAUCAAACCAAUAGAAGCAACCAAAUUAUAAAUUAUAAAAAUAAAUAAAAUUCAUCAAUAUAAAGAAGAUAUUUACAUGAAAAUCAUCAAACUUUAAUGUACCUUAAUUGCUAUAUAAAUAAUUAAAAAAAUAGACAUAAAGAAUGAAACCGAAACAUAUCAUUGUAAAAACAAAUUAAUGAGAAAAUUAUAUUUAAUAAAUGUAAGAGUAAUUAAA
Molecule: messenger RNA, 9344 nt
Organism: Eupeodes corollae
Lineage: Eukaryota; Metazoa; Arthropoda; Insecta; Diptera; Syrphidae
Gene: Hs3st-A
Product: heparan sulfate glucosamine 3-O-sulfotransferase 5
Exons: 8
Coding region: 2499-3887 (462 amino acids)
Molecular function (GO): [heparan sulfate]-glucosamine 3-sulfotransferase activity
Source: RefSeq, a predicted model, not a curated record